Messenger RNA from Heterocephalus glaber (naked mole-rat), 3246 nucleotides. It is a transcript of the gene Aldh8a1, whose product is annotated as aldehyde dehydrogenase 8 family member A1. The record is from RefSeq and is a predicted model, not a curated record. Gene Ontology annotation, biological process: retinoic acid metabolic process. NCBI's taxonomy places the organism in Eukaryota, Metazoa, Chordata, Mammalia, Rodentia, Bathyergidae. Gene Ontology annotation, molecular function: retinal dehydrogenase (NAD+) activity.
UGUGUUUCAUCUGUGGGUAGGAGUGAUAUUCCAGGAGUAUGGCAGGAAUAAGUCAGUUUUUGGUAGACUGUGCUCUGGAGAGCAGAUAGAGCCAGCCCAAAGAAUUCAGGUGACAUCUGGGCAGAUGGUGAGGCAGUAGGAACUACCUGGAAGUACGGUCUCAACCCCUGGAACCAGAUACAGGACUUUGUCACUUCAAGGAGAACAGACAAGAGAAAGGUUGGUACUGAGUUUAGAAAAAAUGCCUUGAGCUCUGUAAGGCAUUGCAGCUCAGAUGUGAGGUUGGGUCAGACCUCAUGGGCAGGCUCUCAGUGUGGCUCAAUGCUGUGCAUUCCAGGUGAUGGAGAGGCAGCUUUUCAGAUAGAAGGCAGCCAAGGUGAAAAAUAUCCCAGAUGAGCAGUGGAGAGAGGACAUGUGUCUUCCAUUGUCUCUGCAGGGAGAAGGCAGUGACAUGUGACUUGAAAACCGAAGGAGUACAGUUCUUCCCUUGCUCACUGACUUCAUACACGUUGUCUAACCUCUCUGAAGUUCAUUUUCUUCUACAAAAGAGAUGAAGUAACCGUAUUCACUUCUUAGAGGAUCACUGUGUGGAAUAAGUGCACAAAUUCAUAGGACUUUUAAUAGGACUGUGUGAUUCUGUGUGAAUCCAAUUAAAUCAUACAGGUGCCUUUUGAUGACUUUAGAGGGUGAUGAACAUAGCAGUUGGUCGUGAACAUGAUUAUCCAUUUCUCAUAAUGCACUGGAAGUCUGGGAAAUGCGUGAGAGCUCUGAAGGCUGGACACUCAGAGGAUCAGGCUCCUCCCACUUUCACUGAUGGCAAAUGAAGACACGGGGGCUGGACAAGAGACUAACUCAGGAAUCAAGGGAAAAGUCAUGGGUCCAACACUAGUGAGCAACUGUGAAGGACAAAGGCAGCAUUUUUCCUUACUAUGGCUGCACCGGUCAAACUUUUGAUGCUGGAAAACUUCAUAGACGGGAAAUUUUUACCUUGUAAUUCAUAUAUAGAUUCUUAUGAUCCAUCUACAGGGGAAGUGUAUUGCAAGGUGCCAAAUAGUGGGAAAGAAGAGGUCCACAUUAGACAUUCAGUCUUUAACAUGAAACUGGCCAUGUUUCAUCUUUCUUCUUUUUGCCAUGCUGGGGAUGAAUCAAAGGUCUUGCACGUUUUGGUCAAGUGCUCCACCCCUGAGAUUGAAGCUGCUGUCCAGGCCGCCAGAGGGGCCUUUCCUGGCUGGUCAUCCAAGAGCCCACAGGAGCGUGCACAGGUGCUGAACCGGCUGGCUGACUUGCUGGAACAGUCCUUAGAGGAACUGGCCCAGGCGGAAUCUAAAGACCAAGGGAAAACCCUCACAAUGGCAAGAACCAUGGACAUCCCCCGGGCUGUACAGAACUUCCGGUUCUUUGCUUCCUCUGUCCUGCACCACACAACAGAGUGCACACAGAUGGAUCACCUAGGCUGUCUGCACUACACAGUGCGGACCCCUGUGGGAAUCGCUGGGCUGAUCAGCCCUUGGAACCUGCCCCUCUACUUGCUGACCUGGAAGAUAGCCCCAGCUAUUGCUGCCGGGAAUACUGUGAUAGCCAAGCCCAGUGAGCUGACUUCAGUGACCGCCUGGAUGUUGUGCAAGCUCCUGGAUAAAGCAGGUGUUCCACCAGGUGUCAUCAAUAUUGUGUUUGGAGUGGGGCCCAGGGCAGGUGAAGCUUUGGUGUCCCAUCCAGAGGUGCCCUUGAUCUCCUUCACUGGGAGCCAGCCCACCGCUGAGAGGAUCACCCAGCUGAGUGCUCCCCACUGCAAGAAGCUCUCCCUAGAGCUGGGGGGCAAGAAUCCUGCCAUCAUUUUUGAGGACGCCAACCUGGAGGAGUGUAUUCCAACAACCAUCAGGUCCAGCUUUGCCAACCAGGGUGAAAUCUGCCUCUGUACCAGCAGGAUCUUUGUUCAGAAGAGCAUCUACAGUGAAUUUUUAAAAAGAUUUGUAGAAGCUACUAGAAAAUGGAAAGUUGGCAUUCCUUCUGAUCCAUCAGCCUGCAUGGGUGCCCUGAUAAGUAAAGAACAUUUGGAGAAAGUCAGAAGUUAUAUCAAGAGAGCUCGUGCUGAAGGGGCCCAUAUUCUGUGUGGAGAAGGGGUAGAUAAUUUGAACCUUCCCCCCAGGAAUCAGGCAGGCUACUUCAUGCUUCCCACGGUAAUAACAGACAUUAAGGAUGAGUCCUGCUGCAUGAAGGAAGAGAUAUUUGGCCCCGUGACGUGUGUUGUCCCCUUUGACAGCGAAGAGGAAGUUAUUAGAAGGGCCAACGGCGUGAAGUACGGGCUGGCGGCUACCGUGUGGUCAAGCAAUGUGGGCCGCAUCCACCGGGUGGCCAAGAAGCUGCAGUCAGGUUUGGUCUGGACCAACUGCUGGCUCAUCAGGGAGCUGAACCUGCCUUUUGGGGGCAUGAAGAGCUCGGGGAUAGGAAGAGAAGGAGCCAAGGACUCUCAUGACUUCUUCACAGAAAUCAAGACCAUCACUGUCAAACACGAAUGACUGCCUGUGGAGAACCUGCAAUGGCCAACACAUCAGAGAAUCAGCUGCCCAGUGUGGCAGAUGGAAAUGCCACCAUACAUGCCAGCCCUGACUUGACCCUACAGGAAGUCAUCUCCAGCUUAUUCUCGGUAGAUAGUGUUUUUUACCAGCUAGUGAAGGGAUGUUGUCCAUUUUCAAUGUGGACUCAGAGCAGAAAAGACUUCUGGAUAAGAUGGCACAACAAGGAAGCCAAAAAUCAUGUCUCCUCUCGCAUUAUAUCUUCAUAGUAUUUUCUCCAUCAGCUUGAUUGAAUUCUUGGGAAUCACUAAUAACCAGAUAUUUUCAUUUGCAAAUAUAGGAUUAAAAAAUCCACAAAGCUGAGUAGAAGCAAUUUACCAUUUAACUUCUGUUUUUGAGGAGGCUGUGGCAAUGGUCUUCUGCUCCAUUAGCUGCUAGGCUGGUUAACUGAGAGUUGAUUGUACCUCAUUAUGAAAAGGGGUAGUGAAUGUCUAUGGAAUUUGUUAAAGGGGGCUUAUAUAAUUGAUCAUGCUAAAUAUAUCUGUACAGGACAAAGAAAAAUGAAGUAACUACUAUACUUUUGGAUGGAGGAAAUUUGGCACACAAAGAGAAAAUAGUUUGAUUCAUUUCUACUGUCAAUUUUAAUCAAUUCUAAUUCUUAGGGUAUCUAAUGAGGCUUACAAUGUACUAAUCCUAAAAGAAGCAAUAAAUGUUAAGUAAUUUUAGUAACAAG